AUGCGCUUCCUCCACUUCCUCCCGCUCAUUCUCGUCGGGCUCUACAAGCUCGACCAAAUUCUUCCGAGAUUCUACAUCUUUGACCCGCAAAGGCUUCAGGAGCUAUCCAAGGCUUCAAUUGAACGGCACCCGAACAAUGUUACGGAAUUGAUGACGGAUCUCAACCAGGCGUUGCGUAUGGAAUACGGGGAUAAGCAUGUACUUCCCUUCGAUCAGGAUCCGGCCCGCUGGGUUUUCAGCAACCACGGAAACGCAAUGGGCGCAAUGCUCAUUCUCCACGCGUCGAUUACCGAAUAUCUUAUCUUCUACGGCACACCGCUCGGGUCCGAGGGCCACUCGGGCGUGCACCUCGCGCACGACUACUUUACGAUACUGCAUGGCGUCGAACGACGGUUCUUGCCUGGCGAACUCGAGGCGACGGAAUAUCAUCCUGGUGACCAAAAUUGGCUUAAGAGAGGGGAAGGAUCGCAGUAUCAGUUGAAUGGGAUGGAUCCCGUCGAUGCUUCCGUUUGGCUUUGUCGAUACGUUCACGAGCACGCUGGACCUGGUGAAUCUCUGGAAGACUGUGUAUUGGACCGCGAAGGGGAUGGGUUCUCAGCUGCUGAUUGGGAAAUUCUAAUCGCUAUAGGCCAUCUUGUUGGGCAUUUGGCCAAUUCGGUUAUUUUGGGAUAGACUUCAGGGUAAUAAUACGAUAUGUCCUUCCAAAAGAAAGAAAGGGAAAAGAAAAA
Molecule: messenger RNA, 728 nt
Organism: Histoplasma capsulatum G186AR
Lineage: Eukaryota; Fungi; Ascomycota; Eurotiomycetes; Onygenales; Ajellomycetaceae
Product: C-8 sterol isomerase
Exons: 4
Coding region: 1-672 (223 amino acids)
Biological process (GO): ergosterol biosynthetic process
Cellular component (GO): endoplasmic reticulum
Source: RefSeq, a predicted model, not a curated record